UAGAGGAGUUGUAUGAGAAAUGGCCCAGAGGUGGAGAAGAGUAACGUGUGGAAUUUGGAGAUAGAGGGUAAUCUGUUAAGAGUGAACUAAAGGCAGGGGCGGCAGAGAGUGGGGGGUGUUGGGGAUUUGCAAAAAUUUGCUCGCUGCUUCCCUCCUUUUUUAAAUAUGCCUGGAGGGCGCCACAAACCCCACCCCUUACCACCUGAGCCCCUCCCCUAUCCCCUCCUCCGACCUGUGUGAGCAGAUCUUCCACCUAACAGAAUGCUGAGCUGAGAGGGACAGACAGAGCUAGCCUGGACAGCGCAGCACACUGCCUGACUCACCCUCCCACGGUGGGGCUACUCUGGACGGGAUAACGUGCAUGGAGCAGCCUGGAGACAAGCCAAGCAGGCCAAAGAGUGGAGCAUUGGUUAGAGUAGCCAUGCUCUCUCCAUCUACUAAUGGAGGACUCUAAGUAAUAGGGCUCAGCUUCAGAUAUCCUCUCUAUCUGCUUGCUACCAGGACCUGAAGCAGCACACACACCUAGACAGUUGUUGAUGUGAAUGUGUGGGUAGUCCACGCCUGAGAGAGAGACAGAGAGAGGGAGGGAGAGAGGUGAUAGGUGAAAAAGAGAAGAAGAGGAAGAAGAGAGGAGGAAGGAAUACAGAAAUCAAGUUAGAGCAACUAAAUCUCAAACUUGCUGUAUCUCAACUUACCUGUGACUGAACCUGUCUACACACACAGACACUCAGAGAUAAGUUGAGAGGAGAUGUACAGAAUAAGUUAGACAUGGAGCUCUUACUUGGAGAUGGAAAUCUUGAAGACCACAAGAGGGACAGGUCUGGGAGCUGUGUAGAGUUCUACCAGGUGAAACAGAUGAAGACCCUGGCCCACCGACGACAGUCCGCCCCCUCCCUGGUCAUCAGCAAAGCUCUUACCAAAUCACGAAGCAUGUCCAGGGAGAACUGCCUGUCCCCAGUCUGCCCAGAGAAGUGUCCCCUGGUGCAGGCGUUCCUCUCUCCAUGGAGGGUGUUCCUGGCCCACGCCCACACCCAGCUGCAGACCGGUUUACAGACACAGGAGAGACACCUCUUCCUCUUCACUGACACACUCCUUAUCGCCAAGGCCAAGUCAUCCACACACUUCAAGCUGAAGGCUCAGGUGCGUAUGUGUGAGAUGUGGACAGCAGGCUGUAUGGAGGAUGUGUGUGAAGGCACCACCAGUCCAGAAAGGAGCUUCGUCAUGGGCUGGCCCACUUUUAACUGUGUCGCCACAUUCAGUUCUGUGGAGCACAAGGAGAAGUGGCUUUCUCUCAUCAAAAGUCGAAUAAAUGAAGAGAAAGAGAAGGAUGACCCCAAGACCAUUCCUUUGAAAAUAUUUGCAAAGGACAUUGGGAAUUGUGCUUAUGCUAAGACUCUAGCUGUCAGUAAUUCCGACAGCACCACUGAUGUAAUCCGAAUGGCACUACAGCUGUUUGGCAUUUCGGGCUGUGUGAAAGACCACCAGUUGUGGAUGAGCUCCUAUAAGGAUGACUCCCCCUAUCCUCUGAUUGGGCACGAGUUUCCCUUCAGUAUCAAGAUGAGUCACAUUCGUAAUGUGGGAGCAGGAGGAGAUGGAGGGAAGGAUGCGAUUCCUCCUCCUCCUCCGGAGGCGGACCAGGGGACGAUGCUGCUGGACCAGUGUCUCCCUCCAGACACCCAGUGCCAGUUCAUCCUCAAGCCCAGCCGGGUGGACCUCAGACAGGCUCCGCUCAUAGAGCCAGGUCAGAAGUCUGUUAAGAGGAAGAGGUUGUUGAUAAACUGGGCCUUCUGGAGGGGGUCCAGUAGCCAACUGGACGGUGUCCCACUGUCCCCCACCUCCCCGUCCCCCACCCCGGGACGCCUGUUCGGACGGUCUCUCAGUUCCGUCUGCCGCCCUGACCACACCCUGCCCAAACCUGUCAUGGACAUGCUGGUGUUUCUGUACCAGGAGGGUCCCUACACCAGGGGUAUAUUCCGUCGCUCUGCAGGAGCCAAAGCCUGCAGAGAGCUGAGAGACAGACUGGACAAUGGGACAGAGGACACACACUCACUCACACACGAGUCUGUGUUCGUCACCGCCGCAGUCUUCAAGGACUUCCUGCGGAACGUUCCAGGCAGUCUGCUUUGUGUGGAUCUGUAUGAGCAGUGGAUUGGAGUGAUGGAGAGAGAGGAGGAAGAGGAGAAAUGGCUAGCCAUCCAUAGGUUAGUCCAUCUUCUGCCCAGUGAAAACCUGUUGCUUCUCAGACACGUGGUUGCCGUGCUCCACUGUAUCCAAGGAAAUGCAGAAGACAACCAGAUGAAUGCCUUCAAUCUGUCUGUGUGCAUCGCUCCCAGCAUGCUGUGGACACCAGCCCCCUGUAGCCCACGGGGAGAGGGGGAGGCCACCAAGAAGGUCUGUGAGCUGGUACGGUUACUGAUUGAGAACUGCAGGAAGGUCCUGGGAGAUGAUGUCACCUCUCUGUUUGGUGCAUUCCCUCAGAAGAGCAACAGCAGCGACCAUGGAUCAGAUGUGUCAUCUUUCCAGAUGAAUGACUCAUCCUACGACAGCCUGGAGAACGAGUUAAACGAAGACCCAGAGUCGCCCUUCCAGGAGUCCCUCCCUCUGAGAGACAAGGCCAUGCCAGACAGCCACAGCAGAGACUCUGUCAUCACGCUGAGUGACUGUGACCCAGACCCUGACCCUGAGGCUGACCUCCUACAUCUCCCUCCACUGCCCAGACCCAGGAAGUUCACCUCCGCCGUACGCCAACCACAGCCACGUCAGUCCUUUGUCCAAUCACAUGGCCCUCGGAGGUUACGACGCAGCUCGGAGCCCGCCCUUGGACACACCCCCGGAGCUCUGAUUGUCCAAUCAGAUAAGCACAGUUUGGCAUCACGUAAAGCGAGCUACGAUGCGGCGAUGGAGGGAGAGGAAGAAGAGGGGGAGGAAGGGGAAGAUGAAGUGUUUCUGAAGCAGGGGCUCAGGGUUUUGCAGCUGAAAGACAUUGUAGUCACAGGUGGAGAAAGAGGAGGGGUUGGAACUCUAGAGCGGAGGAUGCUGAAGCAUGCCCCGCCCCCUCCUUUACGAUUGGAUGCAAGCUGCUCCAGCCUGUCGUCCCCAGCGACCUCCCCCACAGGCUCCUCCCUCAGCUCCCUAGACUCCGCCUUCUCCCAGUAUUCCACAGACUAUGUCACCAGCGCCGGCUUCCAUUUCGCUGAGCCUUCCCCCCACUCCCCACUCUCACCCCGCUUCCCCCUCUCACACCUCUUCCCCCUCUCACCCCGCUUACCCCGCUCCCCCCAGGGCUCACCCCCCAAGAGAGACACAGUGGACUGGAUCCAAAGCCACCCCCCCCACUCCUCCCGGACGCCGUCCACCCACCACAGCCUGCACCCCAACACUUGGUUCAAGAGGGACCGACGGCUGUCACUUCGGCAACCUGACAACGGACACCUGGAGGAGGAAGUGGGGGAGGGGGAAGGGGUUAGCCUCCCAAAAUCCCCAGAGGUUAAAGGUGUAGAGGUGACCACCAAGAGGAGGUCCAGUAGCCCUCCAUCCUACCAGCAGGCUAUCCUACAGCUACAGGGGAGUAGGUCUCCCUUCUACAGAGGCACAGAGAAACCCCUCACCGUAAGGGAGCUACGGCUGCUGCACGACCAGUCCUGCAAAGUCACCCACAGACCCCCCACAGGAAGUGAGGUCACCCAGCCCCCCCAGGGUGUGUUCUAUGGACAGAGUAGCUCAACACUUACCCUCCAGAGGCAUAAGUCUCAUUCCCUCACCCCGGCCAUGGAUGCCAGCCGCAAGGUCCUCACCAUGCCUCGCAGAGCCUCCGAGCCCUCAUGCCUGACAGAUGCAGCCUCUAGCCUUACCCUGGAGAGGCCCAGGGUCAAGUCCCGGACCCACAGGGUCAAAGAUCAGCAGCUCCCUGAGAGCGGACUUAGAGUCUCUGACGUGGAGCCACAGCGGAACGGAGCAGGCCCAAACUCAGAGCCAGGGAUCUGCCUAUCACCCUCCACCACGCGGGCAGUGAGGGACUACUUUUCCUCGCAGGGGCGGGUGGAUGCAGACGCAUGCCUGGGUAGGAGUCAAGAGGUGGCUCUGGCCCUCGUCCAGGGGAAGAGGGAGUGGCAGAGCAGGAAGUGUAGUGACCCGUGUGUUGACGACUUUGACCAAAUGUUCUUUGCUGAAGAGUCCUACGUUUAAUACAUCCAAGAGGAUUUUAAGAGUGUCUGGGUUUGUUUUAUAUGGCUGGUCAAUGUUGUUUAUAGCAUAUCGGUUGUAUGUUUAUAUGGUAUUGUUGUUGGUGUUUAUAUUGUCAUAUAUGUACAGUUAUUUUCCCCUGGUCAUAGUAGAUGUUUGGUUGUGCUUGAGCUCUGUUUCUGCAUGUCUGUCAUUCAACAACAGGUAGAGCUCUAUAUUUAUGUUCAUAUGAUGCUUUGUUAUAGUGUUAUACGACCUGAAAGAAAUCAUAUGUGUAUUUUUGUACAUGAUGCCAAUCCUGCUGCUGUCCUAUAGAGUAUAUUUGCUACAGAACACACCGUUUGUAUAUCUGAUGUCUAAUGCUUAUGAAAAUUUCAUUAAAACGAUUAUAACAAAACGUU
Messenger RNA from Oncorhynchus kisutch (coho salmon), 4583 nucleotides. Its product is annotated as rho GTPase-activating protein 20-like. Gene Ontology annotation, biological process: signal transduction; regulation of Rho protein signal transduction. The record is from RefSeq and is a predicted model, not a curated record. Bases 769 to 4185 code for a protein of 1138 amino acids. NCBI's taxonomy places the organism in Eukaryota, Metazoa, Chordata, Actinopteri, Salmoniformes, Salmonidae. The transcript has 14 exons. Gene Ontology annotation, molecular function: GTPase activator activity.